Molecule: messenger RNA, 525 nt
Organism: Theileria equi strain WA
Lineage: Eukaryota; Apicomplexa; Aconoidasida; Piroplasmida; Theileriidae
Product: sedlin, N-terminal conserved domain containing protein
Exons: 1
Coding region: 1-525 (174 amino acids)
Biological process (GO): endoplasmic reticulum to Golgi vesicle-mediated transport
Cellular component (GO): nucleus; cytoplasm; TRAPP complex
Source: RefSeq, a predicted model, not a curated record
AUGGACGCUACAGAACAAAGUUCUAGCGAUGUUUCUAACGAAAUCCAAUCUAAAAUUUUGGUUUUGGUCAUUGUAGGCAGGGAUGACAAGCCACUUUAUCUGGAGGACUUAUCAACGCCGGGAUGGAGACCUGAUCCUCCACAUCUUGCUUCUUUUGUUGCACAUCAAUCACUUGAUGCUAUUGAUGAUAUCGUAUGGAAUAACCCUAAUAUGUUUUUAAAGCAGAUUGAUAUUUUUGAUUUUCUCGCUGUUUCUGCAUAUGUAACAUCUGGUCACACCACGUUUUUGCUGAUUACACGCACAAAUAAUGCGAGUUCGUCUGAUUUUACUGUGUAUUCAUCGAACGCUAGUGCUGGAGCAGAGCCGCAGCCCCCUUCGUCGGAAUCAAUAAGAUCAUUUUUCAAGGAGCUGCAUGAACUGUAUUGCAAACAACUUAUGAAUCCACUGUAUGCUCCCAAUGGGACAAUAGAUUCACUAAAUUUUAAACUUAGAGUGCAACAAGCUGCUAAGAAAUACUUAAUUUGA